AUGUCCAAAGUCAAUGAAAAUGCCUUACCCUUUGCGGAUGCAGCCACUAUAGUCAGAGCCAACCAGAAGGACAGUUACUUUGCGUCCACCAUUCAGUCCAAAAUCCUGGAUGUUUUCCAUCUACUAAAGGGACAGCGCUUUGUCAAUACCCACCCAGAGGAGAUCGCUGUUACUGCCAAAGCCUUGUACUAUGUAUUGACCACGGUUAUUGGUGCUCGAACUCUCGGCGAGGAAUACGUGGAUUUAGUGUAUGUAAACCGGCUGGGAAAGCGGCUUACAAAACUCUACUCACGGGUGCUUUUCACUGCAUCGUUUGUCAUUCUACCCUAUAUCGUCACUAGAGUUGUGCGCAAGAUUAAGUCGAAGAGCGAUUCGUCCAAGGAUUGGGCCACCAGAAUUCUCACGUCAUAUCCCAAUCUAUUGGACACCAUAAUGAAUAUUCAUAUUGCGCUUUUCUAUUUCCAGGGUCUGUUCUACUCGAUUUCGAAGCGCAUUUUCGGCUUGCGGUAUGUAUUUGGCCACAAUAAGGACCCACAGAAGCUUCUGAAAACAGGCAACUACACCUUACUUGGAAGUGUGAUGUUGUUUCAAUUUUUAGUCAAGUUUCUUAUCUGGGUUAAGCAAGAGACUGACGAGCGCAACAAGACGGAUGAGGAAAAGCAGCAACUCCAGAGCCAGACACAGUCCCAUGAGACAUUCUACAAACUCGAACAACUCGAGCGCUUGCAAGAGCAGCUUAAAACCGAUGAGAAGCUUAAUGAGAAGGUACAGAUCGAUUUGAACGACUCGAAAGAGCUCCCGUACAUCCCCGAAGCCUCCAGAAGUUGUAUGCUUUGUCUUUCGCCAAUGGUGGACCCAUCUGCUGCCAAUUGCGGCCACAUGUUCUGCUGGGAAUGCAUAGUAGACUGGGUUCGUGAGCAUCCAGAAUGUCCUCUUUGCAGACAGCUGUGUCUUGAGCAGAAUUUGUUGCCGUUGAGAUAA
Messenger RNA from Sungouiella intermedia, 981 nucleotides. NCBI's taxonomy places the organism in Eukaryota, Fungi, Ascomycota, Pichiomycetes, Serinales, Metschnikowiaceae. The record is from the annotation of a GenBank genome assembly.